ACAAAGCCUAUGUUACCCCAAAGCUGACUCAUUCAGUCCCAAAUGAAGUUAAAUGCAUAUACAAAGCUAAGCUCUUGAACCAGAAGCAGCUUCUGAUCACUCUCACUUGGUACAACAGGGUUUUAGGCCAAGGACUCAUUGUCAAUGUAGAUGAGUACAAAGUGAAUUCCUCCUCCUCCUCCUCCGCAUUCUCCUCCUUCUCCUCCUCAUCCGCAUCCUCAUUCUCAUCUUGUGAAUCAAAAUUAUCGUCGAGUUCGAAUUCCCAGAGACUGCAGAAGGAAAAGGGCAGCAAGACAUGGCCAUCCUGCAAUUCGAAGAUAGAAGUGUUUUGGGAUUUCUCCACUGCUGAUUAUGAAAAUGGAUCACCAGAGCCAACGAGUGGUUUUUAUGUAUUAAUUAUGGCAGACUCAGAACUUGGUGUAAUCCUUGGUGACAAGAUUGAAGAAGUGCUGGACUUGAAGAAGUACAUGACUGUCAUAUCACAGAAGAAAUUCUCAUUGGUCUCCAGGAGUGAGAAUGUCUCUGGCAAUGCAGUGUAUUCAACCAGGGCUCAAUUCUGCGACUCAGGAAUUGCUCAUGACAUUGUGAUCAAGUGUGACAGAGACGACGAAGGAGGCUCGAAAAGCCCUGUACUAACGGUUUCGAUUGACAAGAAGAAGAUUUUUCAGGUGAAGAGGUUGAAGUGGAAUUUCAGAGGAAACCAAGCAAUAUUUUUAGAUGGACUGCUGGUGGAUUUGAUGUGGGACAUUCAUGACUGGUUGUGCAACCCAAAAUCUGGGCGAGCUGUGUUCAUGUUCAGGACUAGGAGUGGAUUGGAUAGCAGGCUCUGGCUGGAAGAGAAGGUUCUUGAAUACAAGGGACAGGACAGGCCUGAGUUUUCCUUGGUGAUUUGUGCCUGUAAGAGCCCUGACUGAUUACUUGUCUUUCUUGUUUUCGUUCUUUCAACUAUUUCUUAGUUAGCAGAAAAGAUUGAUAAUUUAACAGUGACUAUGAGUUCUUAUUUGGUUUUAUGGGGUUUUAACCUGAAAGAUAUAAUGGUUAAUCUUCAGGUUUAUGGGAAGCUAUAUGCUUUACUUGGGGAGUUGAAAAUUGUAUAGAAUCAAAUUG
Molecule: messenger RNA, 1107 nt
Organism: Argentina anserina (silverweed cinquefoil)
Lineage: Eukaryota; Viridiplantae; Streptophyta; Magnoliopsida; Rosales; Rosaceae
Exons: 2
Coding region: 399-914 (171 amino acids)
Source: RefSeq, a predicted model, not a curated record